AGAAGUUGCGAUCGUACAUUUAUUCAAAGUUGUGGACUCCCGUAGAGAAAAUCGAGUUUUGAUUAUGAUAAAAGACGAAGCGGAUAUAUAUGAUCAAUUAAUUUGGAGAGCCUCUUUAAAGCUGCAAAAAAAUGGAGAUAAACUGGUUCUAGAAAAAGAUGGGACUAUAAUAGACGAGGACGAAAUUUUGUUAUUGCUCGAAAACGAAACUUUAAUGUUACUAGAGGAGGGAGAAAAGUGGAGAGCCCCUAUUCCAAUUGAAGGAGUUUCUUGCAAAACAGAACGUUCGAUAAUUCUAGAAACUAGUUCAUCAAAAAAGAGCAAUAUCCUAGGGCAAAAUCAUGUACAUGAUUACCCAAAUAUACCAAGAGCUGUUGGAUCCUCAAAUUCGCAAGUAGGUCUUGAAGUAUGGAAAAACUUUGACAUUCCUUGGAAUCGAAUGCCAAGUUCUGUAAUAGCGGGGUUGAAAAAAAAUGUCAUUGAAAAACGGAUUAUUCAAGUUAUUAUUGAUGAAAUGAGGACAAUCACUCGCAAGAUAUCAAUCCACGCAUGUAGAAUAAUAGCAGCUAAAGUAAUACAAAAGUACCCUGAUAUAUUCGAAGAUCAGGAUAAACAUACCAAAACCAUAGGAAAUGGCUCUCAACUUGCUUCUAAAUUAUUGGACCGAAAUAAUUACCUAAAUAGAUCUCAGAAGGCUUUAUGCUAUUCUGCAGCUCAGAUGGACAAAAAAAAACGCGAUAGCAAACUCGACAGCUAGUGAAUUCUAGAUCUUGCUGUGCUGGUGAUUGCCAACCGAGCUAUUCCUUCGAAUUCCAGAAACCGUGUAAUAAAUUAGAUAAAAUAUGUGGCGUAAUUAUUUCAUUUUUCAAAAUUUCAUAUAUGCUUUUCAGUGUUGAACUGUCUUUAUCGAUAAACUAAAAUUGCUGCCUAAUCUGAUUGAAAAAAAUAAAUUGUAACAAUUUUUAUUAGCCUAUUAUGAACAUUUUCGAUUACCGGUGAUAGUACUUAGUCUGUUAGACACUUAAAUUUAUUAAAAAUAAUAAACCUUAAUUGUUAUACAAGAGUUUUUAUUCAAUACUGGUUUGUCUGGUAUUUCAUAUUCGAAAAAAGUAGUAUUAUGUCCAAGUUUUC
This is a messenger RNA of Ceutorhynchus assimilis (cabbage seed weevil), 1131 nucleotides long. NCBI's taxonomy places the organism in Eukaryota, Metazoa, Arthropoda, Insecta, Coleoptera, Curculionidae. The record is from the annotation of a GenBank genome assembly.